GCAUCCUCCCGAACCAAAAUUGCAAGGUGGAGAAAUUGUUAUCCGGAAUUCACUGUCUUCGCCAGAGGUGGCUAUGUGCUGCGGGAGCACAUCCCACAAGGGUUCGAUCUGCAAGUGGGCGACCAAGUGCUGGCUCAUCUCAUCGAGUGUGAUCACGAGGAUUUCACGCAUCGCGCCAUCAGGUUGAUUCCACCGUCGACAGUUUUACAGAUCGCUGCGUGCGAGACACAGAACAGCGCCGAAAUGGCAGAGCCUCGUCUGCGGCGCGUUGCCUCGGCCGAGCGACCCCCUGGAAGACCACCUCUGGGGCAGGAGCCAGCGAGGGGUCCGCUUAGUCGCAGCUAUGCCAAUCUGGUGUGGAGCAAGAGAGCCGAUUCGGAGGUGAUUAAGGCUGAUGACCGGACUGACGACACAGCCAAUGGCAACAGCAACGGCAACGAGCGCCGAUUUUUGGGCACCCACCUGCCUUUGUUCAAGGUGCCAGAACGUCUGACCAGCGUCUACCUGAGAGACUGCAAUGGUGGGGAGAUGCGCAGCGCCCUGGAGGCGCAGUAUCCAUGCCUGAAGGGGCCCCUGACCAUGGCCAACUAUGUGGAGCGCUUCAGCCUGCUGCUUUCCAUCGAGGAACUGGAGCUAUUCGUGGCCAUGCGAAAAUUCGACCGGCACAGCGCCUACAUGGAGAGGGACGGUGAGUAUCUGGUGCUUCAGCUCGAUGAUCUCGCCGAGCGUCGACCCUCGCUGGUCGUCGGCGAUAAGGUGAACGUGAGCAAUAUCUGGCCGGGCGACAACAAUACAUAUUCUGCAAUCAUAACCAAGGUGUUAUGCAAUCGAAGUCUGCUCCGAUUCAACGCCAGCUUCCACCGACUGUACAAUGGGGAGCCCUGCAGCAUCGAGUUCCAAUGCUCGCGGUGGCCCCAGAGAAAGCAGCACUAUGCCAUCGGCAAAAUCGUCGACACCAUGGGCCAGCAGUUUCUGUUCCCCACCGAAGUGGUCGAGCGCAAGCAACAUCAAUUGCAGGUGGAGCUCGUCGAUGGCGACGAUAUGUACCUGCUCGGCACGAAGCUCGAGUGGUUCAACGAAUCGCUGAACUUCAUUCAGAAGCGCGCCGUGUUUCACAUCCUGCGGGGCGCAACACUGAACACGCCGUACGUGAUCUUUGGUCCACCCGGUACCGGGAAGAGUGCCACCCUGGUCGAAGCUGUGCUGCAGGUGGUGCGAAAUGUUGCCACUUCCCGCCUCCUGGUGGUCGCGCCCUCGAACAGUGCUGCGGAUCUCAUAACCAAGCGAAUUAUUGCCAGCAAUACUCUGGCCAAUGAUGCCGAUAUCAUUCGACUCGUAUCGCACAACCAGACGGACAAGGGACUCCUGCCGCCGGAGCUGAUCAAAUAUUGCGCGAGCCUGGAUAUGUUCCUAAAUUCAAAUAUGACUGUCACCGCGUCGGGUCUGCGGCUGCACUGCCAGUGGUGGUUUUUUACCACACAGCGCAUCAUCGUUGGCACCAGUGCCACACUGGGCAACCUCAUGCAGAUGCCAUUUUCGCCCGGCCAUUUCACCCACCUCUUUGUCGAUGAGGCCGGGCAGCUCAGUGAGCCGCAGAUCCUGCUGCCAGCCACUUUGCUUGCAAAGGAUCACAGUCAGGUCAUUCUCGCAGGAGAUCCGCAACAGCUGCAGCCCAUAAUAUAUAGUUCGAGUGCCCGUGCCUACGGACUCGACACAUCCCUGCUGGAGCGGCUGCUUCAAUUACCAAUUUAUGCCAAGGACCUGGACGAUCCUGGAAACAAACUGAACGUGUUAACAAAGCUCAAGCACAACUAUCGCGCGCUGCCCGCGAUCGUGUCAACAUACAGCCACCUGUUCUAUGAGGACGAGCUCAUGCCUAUGGUUUCCCCAAAUGACUCAAGAGAACUGCAAAUUGUGGAGAAGCUGCAAAUCAUGCUGGGUGGGGGAAUUCCCCGAGGGCAUGGGGUAUUUUUUGUAGGCGUUUUUGGCUCCAGCCUAAAGGAUGUCGAUUCGCCUUCAUGGCACAACCCGGCAGAGGCCGGCGAAAUACAAAAAAUGUAUAAAAAACUCAUUGACAGCGGCAUAACGCCAGAGCAAAUAGGGAUAAUCACACCAUACGCCAAACAAGUCAAAAAAAUCAAGGCUUUGCUGAACGAUGGCUCGGCUGAGGUGCUGCCAAAGAUUGGCUCCGUGGAAGAGUUCCAGGGAGGGGAACGUGACAUAAUGAUGAUUUCUACGGUGCGAUCCGCUGAUUCCGUGCUCCUCGGUUUUGUGCGUUCCGAAAAGCGCAUGAACGUGGCCAUUUCGCGCGCCCGCGCUGCCAUGUUCAUUUACGGCGAUCCCAUAAUGUUGGCCACCGAUAAAAAUUGGCGUCAUCUGAUGAGGCUGUGCGUUACGAACUGUUCCUACUUUGGGGCUUGUAGCCGAUAAAACUGCACCCAGAGAUGAACACCUUCCACACACAAACAAAAACCAAACUCAAUUCAAAUUCAAAUACUUGUUUUGUUUUUGUGCGUUUUUUGAA
Drosophila obscura is the source of this 2524-nucleotide messenger RNA. Its product is annotated as probable RNA helicase armi. The record is from RefSeq and is a predicted model, not a curated record. The transcript is spliced from 4 exons. The annotation marks the transcript as partial. Lineage: Eukaryota; Metazoa; Arthropoda; Insecta; Diptera; Drosophilidae. Gene Ontology annotation, molecular function: helicase activity.